Cryphonectria parasitica EP155 is the source of this 903-nucleotide messenger RNA. RefSeq lists its product as uncharacterized. The transcript is spliced from 2 exons. Lineage: Eukaryota; Fungi; Ascomycota; Sordariomycetes; Diaporthales; Cryphonectriaceae. The coding region runs from base 1 to 903 and encodes 300 amino acids. The record is from RefSeq and is a predicted model, not a curated record.
AUGGCUGCAGCGUCGGCGCUGCACCAUCGCGUGCUGGUGCUGGGAAGGGGAUCGAAAUGCGCAUCUCGCGUGGCGCUCGGAGGUCUUGGUCUCCAAGAUACAUCGUUCCUUUACACGUCGACUUCGCCGCUACGACCUAAGCCUAUUCUGACAAUGGCCUCAAGAGACGCUCCUUGUCGCUGGAUCGUCAUGGGAUUCAUUCGCAGACUGCUUGCACAGAAGGCCGCGCCAAAAGUUGAUCUCAACACACUCCCUCCCGGCUCAUGGAUCCUCGGCCAUGAUAAUGCGUCAUUGACUGGAACCACGUUUGCCAUUGAUACAGGCUUCAACAUGGCUCGAUCUCAGCCUCUGGAUCACCAGCGCGAGGCGUUUCGAGAGGCUACCUUCCAACUUCCUUAUGAGAUAGCCCGACUCAACAAUGACGCCCCGGAGUUCAAGCUCGAGGACAUGGGAACCGUGCCGCCCAUCCCUGAAGAAUGGCGAGCAUACGUGCCUGAGAGUGUUUUUGCGUUGGAACCCGUCUUCGAUCCGCAGGCCGAUGCGCGUGUCUUUCUGUAUUUCCCAGAUGGGACCACCAAGGCGACUGUUGCCUUCGUGGCCAUAAACACCGAGCUCGGAGUUCCGCCGAUCACCUCGAAAGAUGGGAUGAAUGUGGUGUCAUCCACAGACCAUUCGGGGUUGUUCAAGCAGGCCCUGAAUUCUUGGACAACUUGGUACCUGGUCACUGCAACCGAGAAGUCAGAUGUUCUCGAACAGAUCGAGCCUGGAAAGCUUCCAGUCAUCUUCCUGUUUCGGGAGAAAGCCGCUACAUGUGUCUUUGACACUGAGUCGCAAACUUUUCAGAAUCUAGACUCGAUGCUAUUGAUACUUGGUUUUGGGGGGCCAGAUGCCAACAGGUCUUGA